Molecule: messenger RNA, 2347 nt
Organism: Brassica napus (rape)
Lineage: Eukaryota; Viridiplantae; Streptophyta; Magnoliopsida; Brassicales; Brassicaceae
Product: probable E3 ubiquitin-protein ligase EDA40
Exons: 2
Coding region: 179-2242 (687 amino acids)
Source: RefSeq, a predicted model, not a curated record
CGCUUUUAUAAAAAAAAACUCAACCCCACCAUUUUCUCCUGUUCUUUGUCUCUCCCACCACCAUUCUCUGUAUUAAUUCAACCUUCAUCGUUUCGCAUUAAAAACUCAAAAACAUUUUCUUUCCCUCUCACAAAAGUUUCAGUCACUUAGAAAGACAAAAAAAAAAAGAAGUUUGAAGAUGAUGAACGGUUUGAAAAGAACGUUUUGGAUUUCCAAACAUAGAAAGACAGAGGAUAGAGUUGACGAUCGGGCAAAACCCACUUCAAGGUUCGGUUUUUUCUCUAACCCGUCUACUCCAAAGUCCGAGACCCGACCCGAUUCAGCUAGCCCCACUCUUCGUUGCCAGAGCUGGGGCGCUACGGCGGUUGCCACUCCCUCCUCACCGUCUCUUCCCGCUAGUCCCAAUCUCCAGUGCAUGACUUCCGGCGACGUAACUCCGACAGCGACUACGCCAAGGAGAAACAGAAGCCCUCUCUCUCUUCUCAGCCUUUCUUCCCCUUCGUCGCCGGCGAGCUUCUCUCUCCUCAAAGCAAAACUCUGUUUCACUAAAAGUAACGGCAGCAGAUGUGGGAUUUGCUUACAGAGCGCGAAAGCAGGGAGAGGAACGGCGAUAUUCACGGCGGAGUGCUCUCACACUUUUCAUUUCCCGUGUGUCGCCUCACGCGCCGGUGAUCUUAAUCUACUCGCCGCAUGCCCCGUUUGCGGCGCCUCGUGGAGAGACACAUCACUUCUCCCUCUCUCUCCCCUCCUCCACGACUUGAAAUCCCCAGAAUCCGAAUCCGAAUCCAGGACCCGAGAAUCAUCGUCCAACAAGUCCUUAAGAGUCUACAACGACGACGAGCCUUUGAUCUCCUCUCCGAUCUCGCCUGCCGGUUUCAACACCAUACUCGAAUCAGACGAAAACGAAGACGACGAAGAAGAAGAUAACGGAGGUUUCAAAGGCUUCUUCGUUAACACGCCGUUAACGUCAAAUAAACGGUUAACUGAUUCCGUCGACGUCAAGCUGUCUUCGGAAGCGGCGGUUGUGGCCGUUGGAAGAGGUAGCUACGAGACCUACUCUGUGCUGAUGAAGAUCAAAUCUCCUCCGUUACCUGCGUCGCGGCGCAGACCUCCCGUGGAUUUAGUAACGGUUCUCGACGUCGGCGGAAGCAGGGUCGAGACGGUGAGGCGAGCGAUGAGGCUGGUGAUUUCGUCUCUCCGGGAGAACGAUCGUCUCUCGAUGGUCUCGUUCUCGUCGAGCUCGAAGCGUCUAUCGCCGCUGCGAAGGAUGACGGCGAACGGAAGGAGAGUAGCUCGUCGGAUUCUCGACGAUAUCUCCGGCGACGGCGAGGGGAUGAGCGUCAAGGAUGCUGUUAAGAAGGCUGCUAAGGUGAUCGAGGAUCGCCGGCAGAGAAAUCUGUUCGCCACCAUCUUCGUCUUAACGGACUCGGCCCAUCAGGCCCAAUCAGAUUUCGUGUCGUCCACGCGCGUCUCUCUGUUAGAAAUCCCAACGCACACCCUUUACCUCGGCGCGUGUACCAAAGUUAUCCCGGAGGACGUGUUGGCCAAACGCAUCAAAGGUUUGUUGAGUGUCUCCGUACAGGAUCUUACUUUACAGCUCGGGUCGGGUCAAGGAGAGAUUACGUCGGUUUACUCACUAUCGGGUCGACCCAUUUGGCUUGGAUCCGGGCUCAUUCGGUUGGGUGACAUGUACGGGGAAGAAGAAAGACAAGUGUUGGUGGAACUAAAAUCACCUGCAUCUGGUAAGUCCCACAGAAUCAUGACCGUCCGAUCUCGCCACGUAGAUCCAACCACUCAGGAAACAAGGGACUCGGAUGAUAGAGCGCUUCUGAUACCACGUCCUACAGCCGUCAGAUCAUCAUCCAACACGAACAUUGCACGACUCAGAAACGUCCACGUCAGCACACGAGCCGUGGCAGAGUCUCGGCGACUGAUCGAAGCCAGUGAUUACUCGGGUGCUGAGCGAAUGCUGACGUCAGCUCGAGCCUUGCUGGUACAAUAUGGCUCGAGUUCUGGUGACGCGUGCUUACGUGGUUUGGACACUGAGAUAGCAGAUUUGAACCGCGUGAGAGGUAGUAGACACGUGGCUGUGAAGAGCCCAGAGCCUGUGGCUCAGAAGACUGAGCCGUUGACACCAACAUCAGCUUGGAGAGCGGCUGAAAGAUUGGCUAAGGUGGCGAUCAUGAAGAAGCAUAUGAACAGAGUCAGUGACCUCCAUGGGUUUGAAAAUGCUAGAUUCUAGUCUGUUCUUCUGGUUUGAUGUUUCUGUAUUUCUUUUUCUUUAAGAUAAAGUUAUGUAAUGAAGUGAUACAAAGAAAUAGAACGGUAAAAAAUGGUAUAUGCAACA